AUAACAACGCACUGUACAUACAGUAUCUACAUUUAUUUGCUCUCUACUAUUUAAUUAGGUUAACGUUUGACAGAUACGUGAAGUUGUGUUAGUGAUUAUUAGGAUCAAUUUAUUAACAUGUUUUCAUUCUUCUCAGAUUUGAAACACAGAUAUCCAAAGUCAGUGUUCUUCAUAGUUGGAAAUGAGUUUUGUGAAAGAUUUUCCUACUAUGGGAUGCGAACCAUCCUCUCCCUGUACCUGGUGGACAUUCUUCGCUACAACGAGGACUCGGCUACACUCAUCUAUCAUGCCUUCGCCAUGUUUUGCUACUUCUUCCCUCUCUUUGGAGCCAUACUGUCCGACUGCUACCUUGGAAAGUUCAAAACGAUCUUCUACUUGUCGUUAGUUUACGCAGCGGGAAACAUCGUUAUAUCAUCCUCAUCAUCGCCACUGUUUGGUGUGGAUCAUAAAAGAUUCUUCAGUUUGCUCGGACUGUUGCUGAUCGCUGUGGGCACAGGUGGUAUCAAGCCUUGUGUCUCAUCGUUCGGAGGUGACCAGUUUGUGCUGCCGCAGCAGGCCAAGCAGCUUGCACAGUUCUUCUCUCUCUUUUACUUCUCCAUCAACGCCGGCAGUCUGCUGUCCACUUACCUCACUCCAGUGCUGCGCCAUGACGUUCAGUGUUUCGGCGAAGACACCUGCUUCCCGCUGGCGUUUGGUGUUCCCGCACUCCUCAUGGUAAUAGCUUUAAUAAUUUUCCUUCUUGGCAAGAAACAAUAUGUCUGUAAGAAUCCUGAAGGCAACAUUGUUGUAGAUGUAUCUAAGUGUGUUUCACAUGCCGUGUGUCAGAAGGUUCAAUCAGCAGAGAAAAAAGAACACUGGCUUGACCACUCCGUGGAUCGUUUCGGCCAAGGUCUUGUCAAUGACACCAAGGCUGCAAUGGCUAUUCUGUGGAUGUUCCUCCCCCUCCCCUUCUUCUGGGCACUUUAUGACCAACAGGGCUCUAGGUGGACAUUCCAAGCUACCCGCAUGGAUGGCAGGCUCGGGCCGUUCACCAUCAAGCCUGACCAGAUGCAGGUGGUCAAUCCAUUCCUCAUUCUGACAUUCAUCCCCCUGUUUGAUUCCGUGGUCUACCCAGCGCUCGCCCGAUGUCACCUCCUCACCCGUCCCCUGCAGCGGCUGUCCGUGGGAGGUCUACUGGCUGCACUCGCCUUCCUGGUGUCUGCAUUUGUAGAGAUGAAGCUUGAGGCCACUUACCCGGUUCUACCAAAGGCAGGCAUCAGUCAUCUGAGGAUAUUCAACGGACUGGACUGUGCAGUGGAUGUACAGUCUUCAAUUGCCACUCUUAAUGGUAGAGUGGCCUCACUAGAUAGUCUGCCACUCGUGGACAUCCCACUCACAGACUCUGCUCAGUAUACGCUCAACUUCACCACUCUCAACUGUCCUCAGCUCAAAAACGUCAACUUUACUGGCGCUGUUACACUCACGGAGGCUCAGGCAGUGUCUUUGUUCCUUCAUUCCACCCUGGGCGUGCCAACAGCCUCGCAAGUUCCUGGGUUUGAUGCAGUUCAAAAAGACAGUGUUAAUCCGAUAAUAAGGGUUUUGUUCACUACACCACCAAAGCAAGAAGUUCUGAAGCUGACCCAAGACGGAUACAGCAAGAAUAUUGUCCUGCACAAUAACACCUUUAACACUCUGCCUGUACAAGUCCUCAAAACUGGAAGGUUUGAACUUGAGCUUGGAGGUAACAAACUGGUGUCUAAUGUUGAGCUCAACCCUGCAGGAAUUUACACGCUCAUCGUCAACUCAGACUACAAUGACAAAAUUGAAGCCAACUUAGUCACUGUGACUCCACCAAACUCCGUCCACAUGUUGUGGCUUCUGCCGCAGUACAUCAUCAUCACAGCCGCGGAGAUCAUGUUCUCAAUCACUGGCCUCGACUUUUCCUUUACUCAGGCGCCAGUGUCCAUGAAGUCCCUAAUCUCCGCAGCCUGGCUGUUAACAACUGCUUUUGGCAAUCUCAUCGUAGUUAUUGUUGCCGAAGUACAGUUCUUUGAAAGUCAAGUGCACGAGUUUAUACUUUUCGCAGUUCUCAUGGUGAUCGACAUGGUCAUCUUCAUCUUCAUGGCACUCAACUACAAGUAUUACAACCCUAACUCUAACUCUUCAAGCUCCAAAGAAAUCCCUGCUGAAAAACAGAAUGACUAAAAAUGUUCAUCAACCUUGUUUUACCCCGACUGUGAUUCCAGUAUAAUUUUAUUUCUUUAAACGCUUAGGAUAAGAAGCUGUAAGUAAAAUUCAGUUUCAUGACUACUUAUUGAGUUUUAUCAAUCGUAAAAUUAAAGUAUUCACAUUGAUGAUUUAUAAUUUAAGUAUUAAAAAAAAUAUAAAUAAUAGUUUUUAAUCCCUUGCUGAUGUACUUUAAACUAUAUUUUUGCAACUCUUGUAUUUCAUCCUACAAAUUGUUCCUUAAAUAUUGAACUAAACUUGUGAAAAAUAAAAUUCAGUAUUGUUUUCAAAUCAAACAGUUGUAAAUAAUAUAUAAGUUUGAUCAAUACCUACCUAUGUUAAGUUUUUACCUUUUAGUUUUUAGUUUCAAUAGUUUAUUUAAAAAACAAGUGCAAAAACCUUUAUAA
Macrosteles quadrilineatus (aster leafhopper) is the source of this 2612-nucleotide messenger RNA. Its product is annotated as peptide transporter family 1-like. Lineage: Eukaryota; Metazoa; Arthropoda; Insecta; Hemiptera; Cicadellidae. Gene Ontology annotation, biological process: transmembrane transport; oligopeptide transport. Gene Ontology annotation, molecular function: dipeptide transmembrane transporter activity. Gene Ontology annotation, cellular component: membrane. The transcript is spliced from 15 exons. The coding region runs from base 118 to 2184 and encodes 688 amino acids. The record is from RefSeq and is a predicted model, not a curated record.